AUCCAACAAAUUGGAAAGAGAUAAUGAAGCAAUUUAUAAUUUUUGCACAUUUGAGUGAGUAGAAGUGGAAGCCAAAGAGUUAACAACUAGGACUAAGACUGCUACAAAUGAAAAACCCGACCCUGACGGCGACCCCGUUCUGCGUUUAGGUGUAUCAUCAUCCAUGGCAAGAGCUUCCGCUGGCACCGUCAACCCACACGGCCGUACCGGAGUUCGUAUUGUUGUCGCCGGUGACCGCGGCACCGGCAAAUCAAGCCUCAUCAUCACCGCCGCCGCUGAUAACUUCCCCGUCAAUGUGCCGCCGGUUUUGCCUCCCACCCGUCUGCCUGAUGAUCUCUACCCCGAACGCGUCCCCAUCACCAUCAUCGACACCUCUUCCCGUCCUGAGGAUGGUGAUAGGGUUGCUGAGGAAUUGCAGCGAGCUGACACAGUUGUCCUUACUUACGCGUGUGACCGGCCCGAGACACUUGAGAAUCUGAGUGAUUUUUGGCUUCCGCGUCUCCGCAAAUUAGAGGUAAAAGUUCCAGUUAUAGUGGUUGGCUGUAAGCUUGAUUUGAGAGAUGAAAACCAGCAAGUUAGCCUAGAACAGGUCAUGUCACCUAUAAUGCAACAGUUUCGAGAGAUUGAAACCUGCAUUGAGUGUUCAGCAUCUAGGCAUAUCCAGGUCCCAGAAGUUUUCUACUACGCACAAAAGGCUGUUCUUCAUCCAACAGCCCCAUUAUUUGAUCAGGAGUCACAGACUCUAAAGCCUCGAUGUGUGCGUGCUUUGAAGCGGAUUUUUAUCCUCUGUGACCAUGACAGAGAUGGUGCCCUUAGCGACGAUGAGCUGAAUGAUUUUCAGGUUAAAUGUUUCAACGCUCCUUUACAAGCAGCUGAAAUUACCGGUGUAAAGAAGGUUGUCCAAGAAAAAUUGACUGAAGGUGUGAAUGAUCGGGGACUUACUUUGACAGGGUUCUUAUUUCUUCAUGCCCUUUUCAUAGAAAAAGGGCGUCUUGAGACAACAUGGACUGUGCUCAGAAAAUUUGGAUAUAAUGAUGAUAUCAAGCUUGCUGAUGAUCUAAUUCCACCCUUGAAACGUGCUCCUGAUCAGAGUGUGGAGCUGACAAAUGAGGCGAUUGAUUUUUUGAAGACCAUUUUUGAUGCAUUUGAUGGUGAUGGUGAUGGGUUGUUGCGACCUCGUGAACUUGAAGAAUUAUUUUCUACUGCCCCAGAAAGUCCUUGGAUUGGAACUAUGUACGAGGAGGUUGCAGAAAAAAAUGCGUUUGGAGGACUAUCGCUUGAUGCAUUUUUAUCAGAGUGGGCACUUAUGACACUUCUGAAUCCAGCAUCUAGUGUUGAGAAUCUGAUAUACAUUGGUUACCCUGGUGAUCCAUCAUCUGCUAUCCGCGUGACUAGGAGGCGACGCUUAGAUCGCAAGAAGAAACAAUCAGAAAGAAACGUUUUGCAGUGCUUUGUUUUUGGGCCUAGACAGGCUGGAAAAUCUGCGAUAUUGAAUUCUUUUAUUGGAAGGCCUUAUUCGGAAAGUUACAGUCCUACCACUGAGGAACGUUAUGCUGUAAAUGCUGUUGAUAUUCCAAUGAUGGGAAAGAAAAAAUUUCUUGUGAUGAAAGAGAUUCCUGAAGGUGAAGUUAGAAAAUUGCUGGCCAAUAAGGAGUCUUUAGCCUCGUGUGACAUUGCAGUUUUUGUUCAUGACAGGUCUGACGAGUCAUCAUGGAAGGCAGCAACUGAACUGCUGGUGGAAAUUGCCGGUCAUGGAGAAGAUACUGGCUUUGAAGUGCCCUGCCUUAUAGUUGCAACUAAAGAUGAUCUGGAUUCAUUUACAUUGGCCAUAGAAGAGACAACUAGGGUUAGUCAGGAUAUGGGAGUAGAGGCUCCUAUACCAAUCAGUGUGAAGUUAGGGGAUUUCAACAGUCUAUUCCGCCGUAUUGUAACUGCUGCUGAGCACCCUCAUUUAAGCAUUCCAGAAACUGAAGCUGGAAGAACUCGCAAGCAUUACCACAGGCUUAUAAAUCGUUCUCUUAUGGUUGUUUCAGUCGGAGCUGCAGUUGCCGUGGUUGGGCUUGCAGCUUAUAGGGUAUAUUCUGCAAGGAAGAACACGUCUGGUUAAAAGAGUGAACAGAUAGAACAUCUACUACCUUGAUCUGAAUACAACAUGCUCCUGGCUUGCUAUGCCACCUUCAACAUUAAGUUGGCUUUUUUUAUGCCAUCUGUUGUAGAGUUUGCAAAUCAACUUCUUUUAAAAAAUGAAUUAGUUAGCAUAAAUACUAAAUUCAAAUGAUCGUAUUUAUUUCUUCUUUUUGCUAGUUAGGAGCUUUGUGAAGUUAUGGAUACAAUAAUGAGUUAUACUGUCAGGUCCAGUUAGAUUACUGGAAACUUGAAAAGAAUGAAAGCAUCCUCUCAGUAUUGAAGAUUGCAAUUAAGAUCC
Lotus japonicus is the source of this 2425-nucleotide messenger RNA. Its product is annotated as mitochondrial Rho GTPase 1-like. Gene Ontology annotation, cellular component: mitochondrial outer membrane. The coding region runs from base 164 to 2107 and encodes 647 amino acids. The transcript has 15 exons. Lineage: Eukaryota; Viridiplantae; Streptophyta; Magnoliopsida; Fabales; Fabaceae. The record is from RefSeq and is a predicted model, not a curated record. Gene Ontology annotation, biological process: mitochondrion organization; small GTPase-mediated signal transduction; regulation of mitochondrion organization. Gene Ontology annotation, molecular function: GTPase activity; calcium ion binding; GTP binding.